AUGACAAAAAGGUUGGAAAAAAAGUUUAAAAAUGUUGAUUUAGGAAUUGAGUUAACAUCUUAUAUUGACAAACAGCAAAAUAUUUGGUUUCGAGGAAAAGAAGUUGCUGAGUUACUUGGUUAUAGUAAUGUAAGAAAAGCUAUUUGUAAACAUGUUGAUAAUGAGGAUAAAAAACAAAUAUUUACUUAUCAUACCAGCGUACCCAAAAUGGGCACGGUGGCACCAAGUGGUAGUAUGUGCACUUAUAUAAAUGAAAGUGGUUUCUACUCCCUUGUUUUAUCCUCUAAAUUAGAAACCGCCAAAAAGUUUAAACAUUGGAUUACCUCAGAAGUACCUCCAUCAAUAAGAAAAUAUGGCUAUUUUAAAAUGUUUGACAACUCAAAUAAUAAAAUGUUUAAGAUUGAAAAUGAAAUGGACCUUCACUGUAAAGUUGUUGAACUAAUUAGAAAUUUUUAUCCAAAUGCUAUUGUAGUUCCAGGACUUUGGGAAAACCAAGAUACACGAGACAAAAGAAUUAACAGUUGGAAAAAAGGCUAUAUGCGAGGUCAACCAGAUCUAAUGAUUCUUGAUUAUCACAAAGAUUAUAAAGGUCUCUGUAUCGAAUUCAAAUCACCAACUAAUAAUUACUGUAUAUCAGAAUCACAACUAAAAAUGAAAGAAAAGUACUAUGAUAAUGAACAUGCAUUCAUACUAAGUAAUGAUUAUGAUAAGAUC
This is a messenger RNA of Porites lobata, 714 nucleotides long. The record is from the annotation of a GenBank genome assembly. NCBI's taxonomy places the organism in Eukaryota, Metazoa, Cnidaria, Anthozoa, Scleractinia, Poritidae.